CUCCAGGCAUUCUCGAGCGCCAGCGACCCGCUUGCAUAUGCUGACAAAUCGAUUUCGGGUGAGAUUAUCACAGAAGUCUUCCUAGACUUCUGCGCACGCACAAGGCAAAAGGAGAGUGGAGAAUACCUGAAGACUUUAUCAGCCAUAUGCGGCUCACUCGACAACACGUUCAAAGCAGCAAGUAAGGCCACACUUACCGACAAGGACCGCCAGAAGUCUAGGGAGCUGAAAGGCGGGAUAUUGAGUGUUUUGAAUGAGGACAAUCAGAUCAUUUCAUGGGUGAGCGCUGUCGCUGCUGACAUCACAGGCGCCAUUCUCAAGACGCAUGCCGAGAAAGGUCAGCCUGCGCGAUACUGGGACCGAGCAGAGCAGGAACGGAGGCUUAUGGUGGCAUUCAGCAAAUGGGCAGACAAAGGUGUUUGGUCAGCUGCAGCGCAGAAAGUUCACCAAGAACAGUUGAAACAUGUCCGCAGAGGGUGCCUCGAGCGCAGCGUCCAAGGCAUCAGAGCUGAUGGGAGUCGCAUUGAGGGAUCCCACAAAGGGUGGAAUUCCCUUCAGCGAGCACAGCCAAGCGGUGUGACGAUGCUCGCUGCCCUCGGCCAUGAUUUUGUCCUCCGUCGCAACGUGCGAGUGGCUUUCAGCAGGCCCGAACUCACGCCAUUCCUCAAGUUCGCCAACGGUUCACAUCACCUCCGACUCUGUGACUACAUAGCGAGGCUUCACAACACGCUCCAGCAAAAAACUACUGACUCUCAGCUGCAGCUUCUUCCUGAGCUUGGUGACAUCGACUCAGGCGAGACUUUUGGGUUAGUUAUGUCAGAUCAUGUAGCGACAUUCGGUGGUCUUUUGAUCAAGGAGGAGAACAUUGAGAAGGGCCUACUUGACUCCUUUGAUUCGUCUGUUGACUCCACCACAGGUGAGGAAGUCGACCUUGCAUUUCUUGCCAGUCGGAAUGUCAUCAUCAACGAGUGGCAAAUCGACCCCGCCCUUCUUACACUCCCA
Molecule: messenger RNA, 1002 nt
Organism: Suillus fuscotomentosus
Lineage: Eukaryota; Fungi; Basidiomycota; Agaricomycetes; Boletales; Suillaceae
Exons: 4
Source: RefSeq, a predicted model, not a curated record